CCUGUGUAUUUCUACUUCUACUUCUUUCUUGCCUCCAUUUUCUCUUUGAAUCGAGGCGACUCCCACUUCUUCUCCUACCUUAGGCUAUCCCAGCUGGACUGGUCUGUCGCUUCGCCACACACGUGCUGUUGCUGCUGCUGCUUCAGAGCUCGAGAACCCCCGCCUGACUGUCGCGACCGAAAUGGCCCCGCUCGGCACCGUCGCCGCUUUUGCUGCCUCCGCCCUGCUCCUCAGCCCAGCAGCGGGGCAGUCUACGGACGGAGGCGGCAGCGGUAGCAACACCAAGGUCUGGGCCGCCGUCGCAUACAUCUACAACGGCGAGACCUCGCCCGGCCCGCAGACGAUUCUCACUCCCGAGGGCGCCCAGCAGCUCCGCAGGCAAGGCGCCGCCUUUCGCAGCCGGUACCUGGUGGGAAGCAAUAGCAGCGGCACCGACUCGGCGCAGAUACAGGAGAUCUCCAAGGAUGCGAUUGACAACCGGCAGCUCAGAAUCCUCUCUCGAACGGAGUCAUGGAUAGCCUCAGGUGCCGCCGCUUUCAUGCAGGGCUUAUAUCCGCCGCAGACCGACGCCUACAUUGACAUGACGGGCUCCAGCGACCUGAAGAACAACUUUGCCGCGGGAUCAAACGGCACGGAAUACCCUCUGAACGGAUACCAGUACGCACUGGUCCAAACCCUGUCCAGCGAGGAGAGAACGUCGGUCGCGCUCCAGGGCGAUGUCGCGUGCAGCGCAUGGCUGGCUGAGACAGGCGCAAACCUCACACAAAGUCAAGCCAUUCAGGGCAGCAUUGACCGAAACCGCGUCUUCUAUCAGGACCUGUUUUCAUCCGGGCCGCUCCAAGGCAUCAUCUCCCCAAGCGAUGCGACGUAUCUCAAUGCCUACGAGAUUUACGAAAUGGUCAACUACCAGUAUGAACACAAUGAGACCGUCUACAAGGGUCUCAAAAAUGCGAACAACACGCUCACCAUCUUGCGGGCCAACGCUUUUGACCUGGAGCGAGCCAAGACCAGUGUCAAUACCACGAGCCAAGACAUCUCACUGAAAACCCUCUAUAGUAUUGCCGGGCGGACUUUGGCUUACAACGUCGCCAAUGCGUUCAACGGCACCGUCGCCGCCAACGGCGCAAGCAGCAAGAUGACCGUUAUGUUUGGGACGCUUCGGCCGCUGCUCUCAUUCUUAUCGGUUGGAGGACUCUUCACAAGGGAGAAUGUUGCCUCUGGCCCGCUCUCAACGCUUCCAUACCACGGCGCAGCCAUAGUCUUCGAGCUCGUCUCCCAGCGCUACGCGAGCAACGGGGGCGGCUUCCCGUCGGCGGAUGAUCUAAGUGUGCGCUUUUACUAUCGGUCGGCGACCGCCUUGAAUGGGACUUUUGCAGACUAUCCGCUUUUCGGCUCUGGGAACGAUGGGCCGAGCAUCCCUUUCAUGUCAUUUGUACGGCAAAUGCAGGAGAGGGGCACAAGUCCGACAGGCUGGUGCAGCAUCUGCCGCCCAGAAGGAACAGCCCCCUGGUGUGGCUACAUACCGAACAACAGCGAAGACCCCAAGUGCCCAAGCAACACCAAUUCGGGAAUGAGCCCGGCCGUCGGUGGCGUCAUUGGCGCCGUCAUCGUGCUAGGUAUCAUUGGUCUGGUCUCCCUUGCACUCUUCGCACUUGGAGGCUUUCGUCUGCGCCGGUCCGGCAAGCCAGAGCGCAACGCCACGCUUGGAGGGUUCAAGGGCGCGGAGCGCAUGCCUGGGGACCCCGACGUCACCGUAACCAAGGUUGGGGCGCGCGAAGAACGCGUCGGCAGCUGGGAGCUCCGCGAUGACGGUGGCCGAGGGCCGCCCAUGACAAAUGCAGGAAUCCUGACAGGGGACUUUCACCGGGCUUCAAGGCGCAUGGAGGACUCGGACGGGGUUAGUGUGGAUGAGCCGCCGGUUCAUGCUCGUGAGAGUGUGUGAUGGACAAUGUUGGAUAGAGGCUUCGAAGUACAUGCUUGGAUAAUAUGACCUGGACGACAUUGCAAUUUCUACCGGCGUGUGAGGGGUCUCGGCGCAGGUUGGAUCUGGUCCAAGGUGUGGUGGCAAUGUGUUGACUUUCUUCCGUACAUAUAUGA
Molecule: messenger RNA, 2097 nt
Organism: Purpureocillium takamizusanense
Lineage: Eukaryota; Fungi; Ascomycota; Sordariomycetes; Hypocreales; Ophiocordycipitaceae
Exons: 2
Coding region: 182-1942 (586 amino acids)
Biological process (GO): dephosphorylation
Molecular function (GO): phosphatase activity
Source: RefSeq, a predicted model, not a curated record